Fraxinus pennsylvanica is the source of this 519-nucleotide messenger RNA. NCBI's taxonomy places the organism in Eukaryota, Viridiplantae, Streptophyta, Magnoliopsida, Lamiales, Oleaceae. The record is from the annotation of a GenBank genome assembly.
AUGGAGUGGGUGAAAAGAAAGACAAGGUUCUUGAAAAGGAGGAAUGAGAAAUUGAAAUUAUCGCCUUGGUAUAUUGAAAAUGGAGGCAAGCUGUUAGAAGGGCUUAUUGCUUCCUCUAAUGAUAAGUAUAACAUUCCUUAUCGUGUCUUUACCGUUGAAGAACUUAAUAAAGCAACAAACGUCGAUUUCCCUAGUAUACAUUAUAUGCGUGAUUUAACAGGAUAUUACAUCAACGGCAUUUUUCAGCAACGGUCUAUUCUGGUGAAGAAGUUCCAAUUUUUUGGUAAUGGAGACAAAUGGGCAUCCUAUGCUGUCAACGACAUAGUAGUCACGGUGCUGAUGAACCACCACAAAAAUGUUAUGAAGGUCUUGGGUUGCUGCUUAGAUUUGAAAGUAUCUGCUAUUAUCUAUGAAAUCGGGAUCAAUUAUGGACUUCUGUUAGACCUUCUUCAUAGAAGGGAAGAGAGGGAUAAUAUUGGUAGAUCACUCUCUUGGACAUUGCCUCCCGGAGAAUCAUAA